Xiphias gladius (swordfish) is the source of this 2716-nucleotide messenger RNA. RefSeq names its product cytochrome P450 2J2-like. Lineage: Eukaryota; Metazoa; Chordata; Actinopteri; Istiophoriformes; Xiphiidae. Gene Ontology annotation, cellular component: intracellular membrane-bounded organelle; cytoplasm. The coding region runs from base 106 to 1587 and encodes 493 amino acids. The transcript is spliced from 9 exons. The record is from RefSeq and is a predicted model, not a curated record. Gene Ontology annotation, biological process: xenobiotic metabolic process. Gene Ontology annotation, molecular function: heme binding; iron ion binding; oxidoreductase activity, acting on paired donors, with incorporation or reduction of molecular oxygen, reduced flavin or flavoprotein as one donor, and incorporation of one atom of oxygen.
CCCCCAGUCUCCUUUUCCUCAUCCAGAUAAUGUCAGUCGGACAACUAUCCUGUCUGCAGGAGCAAAAGGGAGGUUUUUCAGAGGGCUUUUUGAAAUAUCUUCAGGAUGAUAUUUCAAGCAAUUUUUGAUUGUAUGGACUUCACUGGUUGGCUUUUGUUUGCUUUUGUAUUGCUACUUUUGACGGAUGUGGUAAGAAACUGGAGGCCUCACAACUUUCCACCUGGACCCUGGGCUAUGCCUUUUCUAGGAAAUGUCUUCACUGGACUUGACUUCAGAACAAUGGAGAAGCUUGCUCAGGAGUACGGCCCUGUGUUUAGCUUGAGGAGAGGCAGCAAGAGAAUGGUGCUUAUUUCAGGACACAAAAUGGUCAAAGAGGCUCUUGUCAACCAGCUGGACAGCUUUGUUGAUCGACCUGUCGUUCCUAUCUUCCAUGUUGUCUUUAAGGGCCUUGGCAUAAGUUUGAGCAAUGGUUACCUGUGGAGAAAACAGAGGAAGUUUGCCAACACUCACCUGCGUUACUUUGGAGAACGCCAGAUGUCUUUGGAAAAAUAUAUUCAAGUGGAAAGCAGCUUUCUUUGUGAAGCAUUCAAAGAGGAGCAAGGACGACCAUUCAACCCCCACUACACCAUAACCAAUGCAGUGAGUAACAUCAUCUCCUCUGUGCUCUUCGGACAUCGCUUUGAAUACAGCGAUCAAAGCUUUCGCCGGAUUCUGGAGUUGGACAAUGAGGCCGUUGUGCUCACUGGCUCUCUUCAGACUCAGCUGUAUGAUGCCUUCCCUGGCUUGCUGAAGUACCUGCCAGGACCUCACCAGACUAUCCACGCCAACUACAAAGAGAUCUUGUUGUUCCUGCAAAAGGAAAUAGAGAAGCACCAGGAGGAGUGGAACUCUGAUGACCCUCGUGAUUAUAUCGAUGUAUAUCUGGCAGAGAUGGAGAAGAAAAAAGAGGAUCCUCAGGCUGGCUUUAACAUUGAAACCCUGCUGGUCAGCACCCUCGACCUGAUAGAGGCCGGGACAGAAACACUGGCCACCACUUUACGCUGGGCAGUCUUAUACAUGAUAAUCUACCCAGAGAUACAGAAAAAAGUCCAGGAAGAGAUAGACAGAGUGAUUGGACUGUCUCGCCAACCCACCAUGGCCGAUAGACCCAACCUGCCCUACACUGACGCUGUCAUCCAUGAGACUCAAAGGAUGGGAAACAUUGUUCCGUUGGGAUUCCCCAAAAUGGCCAGUAAAGACACUACACUGGGAGGAUACUUCAUACCCAAGGGCACAGUUAUUGCGACAAUACUAGCAUCUGUGCUGCUUGAUAAGAACGAGUGGGCGACUCCAGAUACCUUCAAUCCUGAGCAUUUUUUGGAUUCAGAGGGCAAGUUCCGCAGGAGAGACGCUUUCUUGCCAUUUUCAGCAGGUAAACGUGUGUGUUUAGGGGAGCACCUGGCCAGAAAGGAGCUGUUCCUUUUCUUUACAUCUCUCCUCCAACGCUUCACCUUCACUCCUGUUCCUGGAGAAAUGCCCAGCUCGGUGGGGGUGCUGGGCUUCACCUAUUCCCCAGAGGAGUUCAGGAUACUAGCCAUACCUCGCUGAUGCUCUCCACCUCUUCAGCUAUUCUCACCCCAACCAAAAAACAAAUAUCAAUGAGCUGGAUCACCACAUUCUUUUUGAGAGCACAAAAUGAAAGAUCCUGGAAGUUAGAAAUUUGCAGAAAAUAUUUAAGCCCAUUACCUUUAGUGAAGCAAUAACAUAAUGAGUGCAUAGCCAACCUGCAAUAUUUGGCAUAAUACAGUAUAUGAACAUUUUACCCUCAAAUGUAAUUGUAAAUGAUUACUAUGUCUGUCAAAUUCACAAUGACAUUUACAAGUAUUAAGUGAAAGGCACCUGGAAUUGUCUUCUUUUUCAAGAAGAAAAAAGCAUGUCCAUUUUCCCUCUGUUUGUUUCUUACAGGUAAUUAAAGCCCUUUUAUCCAUGGUCCAGGUACAGCAAUGUUGCCCAUUAUUUUGCCUGUGUAAACCUCUUCUUAAGACUGUGUUGAUGUGUACAAUCAAAACCGAUUAACAUUUUAACCAAACCUCCCUUUUAGUUUUGUUGAGCUGAGUAGUAAACCUGCCUUAAACUUUUAUCAUUAUUACAUGGAGUUUGUUGACUUCUAUGAAAAACUGAAACUGAAAACAGAGCUCACUACACAUGUUCAUUUACUAAAACUAAACUUAAAAAAAAAUCGACUGUUCUGCAAUAAACGUGUACUGAUCCAGUAUCUAUCACUGGUCUGACAAGAUUUUAUUUACAGUUUCUCAGAUACUUUAAUGACAUAGUCAUUAAGAUAUAACAUCCAUAAACUUGAUACUGACUUGAUCAUUUAUCAGUAUUGAGCCACAGGAGUUCAUGAUAUAUCAUCAGCUAAUAUAUCCAUUACAUAAGAUGUGUUUGCAUUAGCUCCACCUUAGUUAAGCAUGAUUUCUGUUUACUAGAGGUUUUGCCCUUAUUUGGAUAAAACUGCACUUUGUUGGACUUAUAUGACGUAAAGGUUCACGAGCUGUUUGUCCGUCAGAGUGAACGAUAACACCUGAUGAUGGAUAUGCAUGUUGCUAAGCUUCCACUUUCAACCACUCCAAUAUAAGCAUGUCCAAAACUCUAUUGUAAAUCUCCUACUAAAUAAUAAGUAAUACUGAUUACAAAAACACUCUGAAAUAUUUGUUGCCUAUAGCCUCAGUUUCAU